AUUACUGUUUCAGCUCAGUCUGCAUCUAAGAGGGAACCUAUAAGCGCAUCAGAGAUCUUCCCAAGCGUAGACUCUCAAGCUCUUAACAUACCUCAAGGCGCACCAACAUUAACAUAUCAGAGUCUCACCAGCUCCACCAGCUUCCGCCUACUUCAGAUCCAAUCAAAUGGGGGGCAAGAUAUCCUGCGCUGCAGGAUGUUUGAUGCUGAUCUUGCUGCGCAAGAAACUCCCCGAUAUAUUGCCUUGUCCUAUACAUGGCACGAGGAGACUCUGCCCAAGACUUUCCGGCCUGUGUUGAUUAACGACAAAUACCUCAACGUUAGCCUGAAUCUCUGGAAUUUCCUCCAGAAUUACCGCGAAACAGCCGGCGAGCGCAUCAUCUGGAUUGAUCAGAUAUGCAUCAACCAAGAGGACAAGGAUGAGUGCGUUCAGCAAAUAGGGCAAAUGUGUGAGAUCUAUCAGCGUGCUUCUAUGGAUCUCUUUUGGAUCGGCGAGCCGGACGAGGAUACAGAGGCGGUCUUAGAUCUGCUGUCAUCUCUAAAUCGUUUGGAGACUCAUCUCCUUGAAUCUGGAGGUUCCCACCCUGGGAUCAGCGCUCUGCUCAACCCUAUCUUUAUGAGGAGUGUCGGCCUACCAGAGCAUGAUGCACCAAUAUGGGCGUCUCUCAUGAAGUUCAUAUCGCGAUCCGCGUUUCAUCGAGCUUGGAUCAUCCAGGAAGUUGCAGUAUCACGGAAACCAGCCAUAUUCUGCGGACUGUUGAUGCUACCAUUUGACGUUGUUGGAAGGGCUGCAACGUUCCUCGUUGAGAGUUCUUGGAUCAAGCUCUUCCACCAGAUUUACAAGGUCUCUGGUGCAGCAGGCUUUAUUACGGGUAUGAUGAACUGUCGUGUGCGACAUCAGGAAGGAGAGCAUCAGAGCUUAGAUCUUUUGCUUGCAUCGACUCGGCGUUUCAAAGCUACCAAACCAGUGGACAAGAUAUUCGCACUGAUAAAUCUAGCAGAGAGCGGGAGAAACGAAGCGCUACCACCAGCACUUAGGCCAGAUUAUCGAAAGUCUGUUGUCGAAGUCUUCCGAGAUGUCACUCUUCACCUCAUCCGCCAAGGCUCCCUUGACAUUUUUUCGGGUGUCGAAGAUGUAAAAUUUCGGCAGAUUCAUCAGCUUCCAAGUUGGGUUCCAGACUACAGCGUACAUCAAGUUGCCUCUAUUCUCUGCAUGCCACCACGACCUGGAUCCCUGACCUUGUAUGCCGCUGCAGCAGGACGAGAUGUCAGUGUUCAGCAUUCGCCUUCUGACCCAAACACCCUGACAUUGUCAGCAUACAAAGUUGACAAGAUAUCCAAGAUAUGUCCCAUCGCAGAGCAGUCGAUCUACGACACCUUAGAGAAGUGGGCGAGUAUGGUUGAUUUCAGUGCAGCGUACCCCAUCGUCAAUGGCGAGUCCGGUUCUAUGAUUGAUGCAUUUUGGCGCACGCUUAUCGGGAAUAUUGGCCUUGGAACAAGUUGUUACCCAGUGAGCGAAGACUGGGUUCACAAGUUUGCUGCGUUUGCUCUGCAGUCCCGGGAGGAACUCCAGGGGCAUUUUGCGAAUUUGGCCGAUAAUCAAAGUGCAGACAUCGGGAGCUUGACACCUGGUAUCGACUCAAUCCUUCAUUUAUUACAGGAUGUCAAUCGCGAAAAGGAGGGUUUAGAUCAAAGUGGACUCUACGAAAGUACUAUGCAUCAUGUUUCUUGGCAUAGAAGAUUAUUUCUUACACAAGAGGGUUACUUGGGACUCGCACAUCCAUCUACGCAAGCAGGUGACGAAGUGGUACUUCUGUCAGGUGGGCGUGUACCUUUUGUGGCCCGGAAAAGCAGUGUGGACAGCCACGACUGUUAUUAUAUUGUAGGGGAGGCUUAUAUCCAUGGAAUCAUGGAUGGGGAACUUUUAGGUACUGUCGAUGGGAAGUGGGUAGACUUACACUUUCAAUGA
Molecule: messenger RNA, 1968 nt
Organism: Fusarium oxysporum Fo47
Lineage: Eukaryota; Fungi; Ascomycota; Sordariomycetes; Hypocreales; Nectriaceae
Product: heterokaryon incompatibility protein-domain-containing protein
Exons: 1
Source: RefSeq, a predicted model, not a curated record